Messenger RNA from Ilyonectria robusta, 1266 nucleotides. Its product is annotated as Glyoxalase/Bleomycin resistance protein/Dihydroxybiphenyl dioxygenase. Gene Ontology annotation, molecular function: lactoylglutathione lyase activity; metal ion binding. The transcript has 6 exons. The record is from RefSeq and is a predicted model, not a curated record. Lineage: Eukaryota; Fungi; Ascomycota; Sordariomycetes; Hypocreales; Nectriaceae. Bases 35 to 1108 code for a protein of 357 amino acids.
UCUACCCCAACGAUAAGACAUUUGCCUCAUCUCAAUGAACGCCGCAAGAGCUGUGCAACGUCUCAGAGCCAUCCAGAACACCCUUUCUUUCCCUAAAUCAACCUCUGCCACCUUCUCCAGAGGAAACCAAGUGAGAUCAGUAACCAUGGCGGCCACCACGGAUACCAACAACUACAAGUUCAACCACUCGAUGAUUCGAGUCAAGGACCCUAAGGAAUCUGUCAAGUUCUACGAGUUCCUGGGCCUUAGCCUCAUCAAGAAGCUCGAGUUUCCCGAGAACAAGUUCGACCUCUACUUCCUGGCCUACGACUCCGCCAACGCCGUCAGCUCUGGCAAGUCGGUUUUCGACAGAGAGGGCAUUGUAGAAUUAACUCACAAUCACGGAACGGAGUCAGAUCCUGAGUACAAGAUCAACAAUGGCAAUAAGGAGCCUCACCGUGGUUUUGGUCACUUCUGUAUCAGCGUGGACAAUAUCCAGGCGGCGUGCCAGCGCCUCGAGGAUGCGGGCUACAAGUUCCAAAAGAAGCUUUCUGACGGCCGAAUGAGGAACAUUGCUUUUGUACUUGACCCUGAUGGCUACUGGGUCGAAGUCAUUGCCCGAAACCCGUACACUGAGACGGAGGACGUCAAAGUGACUGAUGUGUCCACCUACACCAUGAACCACACCAUGCUUCGAGUCAAGGAUAUCGAAAAGUCUCUCAAGUACUACAAGGAUGUGCUUGGUAUGACUCUGAUGCGUACCCUGGAAAAUCCCGGCGCAGGCUUCAACCUCUACUUCUUGGGAUACCCUGGCGACACGCCUGUGGUUGAAAACGGCGACAUCUCUCACAGAGAGGGACUUCUAGAGCUCACUUACAAUCAUGGGACAGAAACUGAUGAGAGCUUCCACUAUCAUGACGGCAACAGCCAACCCCAAGGAUUUGGGCAUAUCUGUAUCUCGGUUGAUAACUUGGAUGCCGCCUGCCAACGGUUCGAGGAUCUCGAGGUUAGCUGGAAGAAGAGAUUGACAGAUGGACGGAUGAAGAACGUCGCGUUUCUGCUGGACCCCGAUGGUUACUGGGUUGAGAUUGUCCAGAACGAGAAGUUUACUGGCAAGGCAAACUUUUAAAAACGCAGCAGUAGAGAGAUGAGCUACAGUAUAGUUCCGCUUUUUAAUUUGAGUACGGGAGGCUUGUUGUCGUAUGGGCCUCUCAUUCACAAAGUUUUCCCUCAGCUCUCCUAGUGGUUAUGGUUAUGCUUGCAUGGGCCCAUGGGAUCAAAUCAAAC